Messenger RNA from Hypoxylon trugodes, 1659 nucleotides. RefSeq lists its product as uncharacterized. The record is from RefSeq and is a predicted model, not a curated record. Bases 116 to 1504 code for a protein of 462 amino acids. Lineage: Eukaryota; Fungi; Ascomycota; Sordariomycetes; Xylariales; Hypoxylaceae. Gene Ontology annotation, cellular component: nucleus; RNA polymerase III complex. The transcript has 2 exons. Gene Ontology annotation, biological process: DNA-templated transcription.
AUUUCAACAUCGGAAAAUGAGUUGACUCACCUCCCUUACCACAACAAUCCAAGUCGACAUAUUGAUUUCCAUACCUGGAUAGUAACACGUAACUGGAAGAAAGAAAAUAGCGACCAUGUCGACAAUGGAAAUCGACUCGCGCUCCUCCACGCCCGGCACGACGGAGACUAAUAAGAAUAGCGACGGCGUCGAUGGUGGGAUCAAUAAGACCGAUAACAAACCCACCGAUGCAGAGCUAGAUCCCAUCGUCGCGAGUUACGACAUCUAUACGAACCCUCAACUCCCCGAAAACCGCAAGCUCCUAGUUCUCGAACACCCGAAUUUACAAGGCACCAUUCGUAUGCCCUAUAAACGAAUCAGCGAAGUCCGAGUCAAAGACCGCUCUGGCUUCCUCGAAGUCGAUGUUCCUAUGUCCCACGGCCACGCUGCAUACGAUCGCGAGAAAGGAUUGCGCUGGGGCAGCGCACUUGCGCGUAGUGUCGCGGCGAAGAAUGGAGGGACACACGGUCUCGCUGGUGGUUUCGGUGUUGGUGUUCCUACUCGAGGAGCAGCAGGAGGUGCUGGUCGUGGCGGCGCAAAGCGACCGGAUGAUCUAGAGCGCGAAAUAAGCAUGUUAGAUUGGAGCGAAGCUGUGCGUCAGGACAAGGUACUCCGAACCCAGACGUUGGGUGGUCAGUUUUCGCCUGAGAAGGAGACGAAUUGUCGAUGGAUGGUCGGCGUUUUCAAAGGAGAUCAAUUACAUCUCACCCCCGCGACAUCCCUAAUCCACCUCCGCCCACAAAUGCACCACCUCGACGCCUGGACAGAACAAGAACGCCUAAGCCGCCCCCGCGAAGCCGCCGCAGGCCCCUCAUCCGGCGCAGCAGGAGCAGCUAGCAAAGAAGGCGCAACAGGCGACAACGCCAAACCACAAGGCAGCACCAGCGCCGCCAAGGCGAUCCACAUGUCGAUCAAGAGCGCAGGGUCCGGCAACGGUGAAGCUAGCGUCGACACCAUGGUCGAGCGCCUGCGCAAAGUCCAGAUCGAGCCUUGGUCAAAGUUAAAGUACGAAGACGAGUACAGUGAGAAGGCUUGGAGCAUGUUCAGCAACAGCCUCGUAUACAGCGGCGCGAGGAAAGCCGUAAACCCAAGUGCUGCACCGGAAGAUGCCAAGGGCAAGGGCAAAGCUAAUGGUGAGCACAAGGAGGAAGAGGGUAAUGUGGCGAUGGAGGAUAUCGCGCCGCAGAAAUACACUGCGCAAUGGGGUGAAGAUGAAUUCUUGAAGGCUGUUAGUGGAUUGAGCGAUAAUCAACAAGGAGAUGGAAUACUCCAAGAUGAUGAGGUGGAGAUCAAGGCUGAGGUACAGAACCAGGCACCCAUUGAAGCCGCGAAGAAGCCCGGUCCAGUCAGAGGAAGAGGUAAAGCUGCCGCUACGACCUCGACUCCUGGACCGUCUGCUACAUCUACAGCAAAGAGAGCAGCAGGGCCGGGGGCGAGGGGCAAGUCAGUUGCUUUCAAGGAGUAAAAGGAGGAUAGGAAAAUUCAUUAGGUUUUGCAAUGUUCAGGAGUUUUAGGGAACUGCAUGGGUCGGCGUUCAGAUAUUUUAAUGAUACACCUUGCAUUCACGUUGCCAUGUUAAUUUGAUCAGUUUUUCCGUAAUUCAGACGGUUUAUUUUUGAG